Archocentrus centrarchus (flier cichlid) is the source of this 2076-nucleotide messenger RNA. RefSeq names its product NOP58 ribonucleoprotein homolog (yeast) (gene nop58). The record is from RefSeq and is a predicted model, not a curated record. The transcript has 15 exons. Gene Ontology annotation, cellular component: box C/D methylation guide snoRNP complex; small-subunit processome. Lineage: Eukaryota; Metazoa; Chordata; Actinopteri; Cichliformes; Cichlidae. Gene Ontology annotation, molecular function: snoRNA binding. Bases 128 to 1753 code for a protein of 541 amino acids.
UGCCGUCUCAUACCGCGUGUGUUUCAGAGUGGGAGCAGCAUCGUGGUGAUCGAGAGGGAGAAGUGAAGGCUCUUAACACAGAGAGCAGCAAAAGUGUGCGCAAUAAGAGCACUAACCUGCUGCCAAAAUGCUCGUGUUGUUUGAGACUGCAGCUGGAUAUGCAAUAUUCAAAGUACUCAAUGAGUCCAAACUGCAGCAGGUCGACAGCCUCUAUAAGGAGUUUGAAACUCCAGAAAAAGCCAACAAAAUUGUUAAGCUAAAACACUUUGAGAAGUUCCAGGACACAACAGAAGCCUUAGCAGCUGCUACUGCCCUUGUUGAGGGAAAAAUUGGCAAGAGUCUGAAGAAGGUCCUGAAAAAAAUCGUUGCCAAGGAAGCGCACGAGCAGCUGGCCAUUAGUGAUGCAAAACUUGGUGGUGUUAUCAAAGAAAAGCUGGAUGUGAGCUGUGUCCACAGCCCAGCUGUGGCUGAACUGAUGAGAUGCAUCAGGGGUCAGAUGGAGAGCCUCAUCACUGGACUUCCUCCCAGGGAGAUGAGUGCUAUGUCUCUGGGGUUGGCUCACAGCUUAUCCCGCUACAAGCUGAAGUUCAGCCCUGACAAAGUGGACACAAUGAUUGUGCAGGCUAUUUCUCUUCUGGAUGACCUGGACAAGGAGCUUAAUAAUUACAUAAUGCGCUGCAGAGAGUGGUAUGGUUGGCAUUUCCCAGAGCUGGGAAAAAUAGUCACAGACAACUUGGCCUACUGCAAGACUGUCCGCAAAAUUGGUGAUCGUACAAAUGUAGCCAGCUCUGAUCUAUCAGACACUCUUCCUGAGGAGAUUGAGGCUGAGGUUAAACUGGCUGCUGAGAUCUCCAUGGGAACGGAGGUGUCAGAGGAGGACAUUGGCAACAUCGGGCACCUGUGCGAUCAGGUGGUAGAGAUUUCUGAAUACCGGGCUCAGCUCUACGACUACCUGAAGAACAGAAUGAUGGCGAUUGCUCCCAACCUCACCGUCAUGGUGGGUGAGCUGGUUGGCGCACGUCUCAUCUCACAUGCCGGUUCCCUUCUGAAUCUGGCAAAGCAUCCAGCCUCCACAGUGCAGAUCCUUGGAGCAGAAAAGGCUCUCUUUAGAGCCCUGAAGACUCGCAAAGACACACCAAAAUACGGUCUCAUAUAUCAUGCCUCUCUUGUCGGCCAGACUACUACCAAGAACAAGGGCAAAAUUUCCAGAAUGCUGGCAGCUAAAGCAGCCCUGGCUAUUCGCUACGAUGCCCUUGGCGAGGACACGAAUGCAGAGAUGGGCGUAGAGAACCGUGCCAAGCUGGAGGCCAGACUACGUCAGCUGGAAGAAAAGGGAAUCCGAAGAAUCAGCGGAACAGGCAAAGCGAUGGCAAAGGCAGACAAAUACCAGCACAAGAGUGAGGUGAGAAUUUACGAUCCAUCGGGUGAUUCUACUAUUCCGUCCACCUCAAAGAAGAGGAAGUUUGAGGAGGUAGAAGAAGAGGAUGCCGCAGAGCCCACGACACCAGCAGUCAAACCCAAAAAGGUCAAAAAGGAGCCAGUAACAGAAGAUGACGAAGAAGAAGAAGCAGAAACAUCAGCAGCAGCAGAGGAGAUCCCCAAGAAAAAGAAGAAGAAAAAGAAGGAUAAGAAAGCAGAGGAGGAAGCAGAGGAAAUGGAGGAGGAGGUAGCACUCACUGAGCUGCCUGAGACAACAGAAAAGAAGAAAAAAAAGAAAAAGAAGAAAGUGAAAGAGGAGCAGGAAGAAGACUGAAAGGAGCUGGAGUUGUAAAUAUUUUUGUUUUAGUUUGUCUUUUAUUUUUGUGUCAUACAUUUAUAUCUUCUAAGGACAAUACAGUAUUGAGUGCCUGGCUGUGGACAUCUGAAAAGGAGUUCAUGGUAAAUAACAAAGUCAUCAUUAGAUCUCAUUUUUCUCCACUCAUAAAGUGUACAGUGUAAAUCUGUUUUUUUAAAGAUGUUUUUUUUUUUUUUCUCAGUUUUAUUUGUGAAGACAUCUGAGUCAAAUGACGUCAUGCGCUAUAAACAACAGAUUUCCCACUUGUGAUAAACCUGGUGAAAUAAAAAUUUUUGCUCCAA